This is a messenger RNA of Columba livia (rock pigeon), 3304 nucleotides long. Its product is annotated as oocyte zinc finger protein XlCOF6-like. The record is from RefSeq and is a predicted model, not a curated record. The transcript has 4 exons. NCBI's taxonomy places the organism in Eukaryota, Metazoa, Chordata, Aves, Columbiformes, Columbidae. The coding region runs from base 185 to 2344 and encodes 719 amino acids. Gene Ontology annotation, molecular function: DNA-binding transcription factor activity; RNA polymerase II cis-regulatory region sequence-specific DNA binding. Gene Ontology annotation, biological process: regulation of transcription by RNA polymerase II.
CGGGGUGCCGCGCUCUCUUUGUUGGCGGCCGGUGUCCCCGGAGGCCUCUGGCCGUUCUUCGCCGUGCGCUCCCGAUCCGCGCGUCGGGGAAUCCGGUCCGGGAGCUGCCGGCAGCUGCGCUGGAGCGUCAGCGCUGCGACCCCCGGGGCUGAGGCUGCGGUGCGGCCGGAGCGGGCUCGGGGCGAUGGCGGUGACGUUCGAGGACGUGGCCCUCUACUUCUCCCCCGAGGAGUGGGCAGAGCUGGCGGGCUGGCAGCGGCGGCUCUACCGGGAGGUGAUGCUGGACAACUACGAGCUGGUGGCCUCGCUGGGCUGGGCCGCCGUCAAGCCCGAGAUCAUCUGCAAGCUGGAGCGAGAAGAGGCGCCGUGCGUGCCAGACCCCCCCGGGGUGCGGCGGGGGCAGCAGAGCCCUGGGCCAGCAGCUGAUGAUGUCCAGGCGCAGCAGGGGGCCGAGUCUGUCCAUGAGCAGAUUCCGGCCCCCGCUGCCCUGCUCCCGGGGGUGCACGAGCCGGGCAGGAGGCGGCAGGGGGGUUCAACCCGCAGUCGGGCAGGUGGGAGGAAGGGGCGCCUCUCAGGGCCCCCCCGUCGUCACCCCCUCCCAGCCCCCCGGCCACUGGAGAAGCCCCAGCCCACGUGCCCCAAGUGCAAGAAGAGCUUCAAGCACCGGGCAGCGCUGGCCGUGCACAUGCGGAGCCACAGGGGCGAGCGGCCCUUCAGCUGCACCGACUGCGGCAAGAGCUUCACUUCCAAGCAGGUUCUGCUGAGCCACCAGCGCAUCCACACAGGGGAGAAGCCCUUUGCCUGCAGCCACUGUGGCAAGAGCUUCAGGGAGAAGAACAACUUGAUCACCCACCAGCGCAUCCACACUGGGGAGCGCCCCUUUGCUUGUGCCCACUGCCCCAAGGCCUUCAGGAGCAAGAGGAAACUCAACAACCACCAGUGUGUCCAUACCAGGGAGAAGCCCUUCACCUGCAGUGCGUGUGGCAAGAGCUUCAGCCGGAAGGACAACCUCAUCUCCCACCAGAGCGUCCACACUGGGGAGAAACCCUUCACUUGCACUGAGUGUGGCAAGAGCUUCAGGCAGAAGGGCAACCUGGUCAGGCACCAGCACAUCCACAAAGGGCAGCGCCGCUAUGUCUGCACUGAGUGUGGCAAGAGCUUCAGCUGGAAGAGCCUCCUAGUCGUUCACCAGCGCAUCCACAGUGGUGAGAAGCCCUUUGCCUGCGGCCACUGUGGCAAGAGCUUCAGCCAGAAGAGCAACCUGGUCAGUCACCAGCGCAUCCACACGGUGGAGAAGCCCUUUGCCUGCACUGAGUGUGGCAAGAGCUUCAGCCAGAAGAGCCUCCUGGACCGUCACCAGCUCAUCCACACUGGGGAGAAGCCCUUUGCCUGCAGCCACUGUGCCAGGAGCUUCAGGGAGAAGAGCCACCUGCUCAGACACCAGCACAGCCACACCAGGGAGCGUCCCUUUGCUUGUGCCCACUGCCCCAAGGCCUUCAGGAGCAAGAGGAAACUCACUGUCCACCAGUGUGUCCACACCGGGGAGAAGCCCUUCACCUGCACUGAGUGCGGCAAGAGCUUCAGCCAGAAGAGGAACCUCAUCUCCCACCAGAACAUCCACACAGGCCAGCGCCCCUUUGUCUGCACGGAGUGUGGCAAGAGCUUCAGGCAGAAGAGCCGCCUGGUUCGUCACCAGAGCAUCCACACGGGGGAGAAGCCCUGUGUCUGCACUGAGUGUGGCAAGAGCUUCAGACAGAAGAGCUGCCUGGUCAGACACCAGCUCAUCCACACUGGUGAGAAGCCCUUUGCCUGCACUGAGUGUGGCAAGAGCUUCAGCCGGAAGAGCCUCCUGGACCGUCACCAGCUCAUCCACACUGGUGAGAAGCCCUUUGUCUGCACUGAGUGUGGCAAGAGCUUCAGCCAGAAGAACCACCUGGUCAGACACCAGCACACCCACAGCAGGGAGCGCCCCUAUGUCUGCACAGAGUGUGGCAAGAGCUUCAGCCAGAAGAACUCCCUGGUUGGUCACCAGCUCAUCCACACUGGGGAGAAGCCCUUUCCCUGCAGCCACUGUGGCAAGAGCUUCAGGGAGAAGAAGAACCUCAUCACCCACCAGCACAUCCACACUGAGGAGCGCCCCUUUGCUUGUGCCCACUGCCCCAAGGCCUUCAGGAGCAAGAGGAAACUCACUGUCCACCAGUGUGUCCACAGCAGGGAGAAGCCCUUCACCUGCAGUGAGUGCGGCAAGAGCUUCAGGGAUAAGAGCAACCUGUACAGGCACCAGCGCAUCCAGGGCCAUAAGAAACCUUCAGCUGCCCCGAGUGACAGUCAGGGGACAGGCUAACAAGGGGCACUGCUGGGGGUGUUGAGCACAGGCCACCUGGUCAGGAGGAGGAAGCUGAGGAGGCUUCCUACAGCCAGCUGGAAGUGGCCUCAUGGUCACAUGCCCUGGGUCUAUGGGAGACUCCAGUCACCCUGACAUCUGCUGGGUGGGCAGGACAUCCUGAUGAAGCCCCUGGGACUGCACUGGUGUGUGUUGGGUGUGUUUGUGUGAGAACCCUUUGUGAUUGUAUAUUUACAGACAGCACCACUGCAGCGACACAUAAUCUCUGUUAUCUGCAUCUGUAAUUUUACUGAGCCUACGGGAUGUGAUUUCAACUGUUCAGGUGCUGUCAUAACCCACCAGCUCCUACAAUCCACCUACCCAUUGUAUCCAGAUUUGUUCCCAACCUCUGCUGAGAUGAACCCACAGUGCUGAGAAAAGUGUUGCAAACAGUGACCCGAGUCAGUUGCUGAAACGAAUGGGGCACAGUGGACCAAGAGCCCUGGUGACCGCGCAUCACGGUGCAGAGAAGAUACAGCGUGUCCUGGAGGCCGUGGAGAAGGAUGGAGAACGUCACUGGUGGGAAACUCCUUCUGGAUGGGCCCCACAGCAACAGGAGUUUGGAAUUGGAGGCUCCAUCCGACGCUGAGCACCGAUGCCUGAGCUCGGGACUCGGGUCACGCCAGCGAUGUGUGAAGAGUGGGCGACUUCUCCAAGACUCAUCUAUCAAGGAGCAGACAAUGGGUGCUGAUGAAACGUUACUAAGCCAUGUGGCUACAUGGUUCCUUAUUAAUUACUAUAAUAAUUGUUAUAACUUUUGUCUGCUUUACUCUUUGGUUCUCUGGUCUCUGUGUCUAUCUCAAGUCUUCUGCUUUUCCUUUGUACAAUUCUUCUGUGCAGGAAUUAAUAAGUUGAACCUGCCAUGAAACAAAAUAACUUUGUUGUACCGCUGUUAAACUCUAUUAAAUUCCUUUGAUUUCA